Molecule: messenger RNA, 3697 nt
Organism: Menidia menidia (Atlantic silverside)
Lineage: Eukaryota; Metazoa; Chordata; Actinopteri; Atheriniformes; Atherinopsidae
Source: the annotation of a GenBank genome assembly
CCCGUUAUGCGCCAGUCGACUGACCGCGCGAGCCUGGAGCGGCGUGCAGGGAUGAGACGGCGGAGAAAAGAGGACGAGAGUCGCCAAGAGAUGUUCGUAAAACUCCCCUGCGGGAUUUGGAAAUCGUUUCGGUGGAUUUUCAUGCUCUGUCUGGCAGGUGUCUUCCCUUCAUCUUGCUCAGGCGUUAACGUGUUCGUGAGAGACGAGAGAAGGUACACCAUCCUCUUCCAGUCGGUGGUUCUGCCUUGCCAGUACACCAGCGUCUCCACCCAGACCGCCGUGGUGCAGUGGGUCUACAAGUCCUAUUGUCGAGACCGAACCAGGGACUCCUUCAGCUACUCCGACAGCCUGAGCGGAGGCCUGGGAGGGGGCGGGCACGCGGGUGGGAACGGCGGGGUCAGCGGGGGCUACGAGGCUGCGGGCAUGGCGGCCAACUACCUGGACUGCUCGGACAACAGCCGCACCGUCCGGACGGUGGCCUCCAUCUCCGGAUCCUCGGUCACAGUAUCAGAGUUCUACAAGACCAGAGACAUCUCGAUCAUUAACAAGGCCGACCUGCGCAUUGGUGAGGUCCAGUGGGGGGACAGUGGAGUAUACAUCUGCAAAGUGGUUAUAUCUGAUGACCUGGAGGGACAGAACGAAGCAUCAGUGGAGCUCCUGGUUCUGGGUUUCUCUGGAGUGCCUGAAGAUCUCCUGCCAGACUUUGAUUUGAAGAUUAUGCCAGAGUGGGUGUUUGUGGUGGCCGUGGUGCUCGGCAGCGUCCUGUUCCUGCUGCUGGUGGGGAUCUGCUGGUGUCAGUGUUGCCCUCACUCCUGCUGCUGCUACGUCAGCUGCUGGUGCUGCCCGGACACGUGCUGCUGCCCCAGACACUUAUACGAGGCAGGUAAAGGCAUAAAGACAGGCACCUCCACGCCUCAGACACCUGUGUACCCUCCGUAUUUUGUCUCCGGUGUGCCAACCAUGGUCCCCAUCGCCCCGCCCUCUCUGGUGGACAAAGUCUCUUCUGUUCCACCCUCAGAUGGCACCCUGGUCACAGCAGUGCCCAUGCACGCCGUAGGGCUUCCCUACCGCGUGCCUUCACCACAAGAUCAGGACUCUCUCAGGGUGCUACAGUAUGUAGAGAAGCAGCUGGCUCACUUCAACCCUGCCAGGUCCAGCAGCCACCAGUCUUCCAGCCUUUCUGAGCUGAGCUCCCUCCACGAGGGGGAAACCAGCUUCCGUCAAACCUACCGAAACGUCCAGAAGAAAGCUCUGCCGGCCAUCCCCGACCGGGACCCUCAGCCCGAGCCCGAGCCGAGGGGUUACCGGGACGAUCGCAGCCCGGAGCCCCAGCGCCACCGCCACCACCCGCCUUCCCCCCACCGCUACCGGCAGGAGCCCGACCCCGAAGGCCCCGACUGCCCGGAGGAGCCCCUGCUCCCGCGCCGACACAGCGACGACCCUCCUCCUUCCUCUCAGUCCCACAGAGUCAGCCGGGGUCAGAGGCAGCAGAACCUCAGCGAGGAGGACCAACACAGCAGGUGGAACCCUCGUUCGGAACACCUGCACAGAAAGGCCUACCGUAGCGCCGGGCGGACGGGCUCGCUGGAUGAGCUGGAGGAGUUUGCUGCCUCUUACAAGCAGCGGCUGGACAGAGGAGCGGAGAGGAGGGAGGACCGAGGGGGAGACUACGAGAUGGAGCUCCGGGAGUUCGGUCGAUAUCCCUCCUACCGCCACUGUCCCCCGCAGUAUUACCACAACGAUGAGGACGAGUUCAGUGACCGCGAGGAUCUACCCCGACAGAACAAGACCGGCAGACAGAACAUAAGCCCACUGCCUUCUCCCAAAAAGAGAAGGGGCACAUGGGAAAGGGAGAACUCCGUCCCACCUCCUCCCACAAGGGGUCCGUCGUCAACCUCAUCCCAAGAGAAGGACUACGACGCCACGUUCCUGAACAGCCUCCUGGAGCGUAAGGCUAAGUUGCGAGGGGUGGGCCCGGGCAGAAGCGAAGACUCGGACCCCCCCUCGAGGGGCAGCUCCAAAAAGAGCAGCGGGGAAUCCGGCCGGCACCGCAGCCGCUCUCCCGGCGGCAGGCCCGAGGCCGACCCCCCGACCCCCGCGUCCGAACCGGACAGAGGCCGGACCGACAGGCCGUCCCCACGCCCGCCCCCGGCCAACCCCCGGCCCCCUCAGCCGCCCGCUCAUUCCCUAACCGUCCGCAGAGAGGAGCCCAGAGACAAGUCCCGGAAGGUGAGCACCCUCCUCAGCCGGGAUUCCCUCAUCGUCUGAUGGACCUGGAGCCACAGAGACUGCCAGCUCUGAGCGGACUGAAUCCAGCCAGUUUGGAUUUACAAACCAUAUGCAAAAGACAGCUGCCUGUGAGACAUAAUGAGAGCUUAUGUGCCCUCUGCCUGUGACACCACCGAGGGAUGAGGUCAGCGGCCCGUGUCUCCUUUAUCUCCGUCGGACUAACACUUGACUAAUGUGACCUGGACCACCCCCCCCCUCAGCGGGACGCCAUCCGCCUCAUCCCCUUUAGAAAAGGCUCCGGAGCAGACUCGCUUCUCGCUUCGUGUACAAUGAGUGCAUUCAUUUCCCUUCGAUGAGAUAUGUGAAUUAAAAGAAAACACGCACAGUGACUGACAACACCGUUACUGUAAAGGACACACUGUUGUAAACAGUUAACACGCUGUGUCGUUCAGUGACACGUUCAAGGACCGAAGCUCUGAAUUGGCCUAGGCGUUACCUGAAGCUCUGAGAGGGAGCACAAUAUUAGCUCUCUUUCAGUAAUCUCAAACAAUGGGGAAAAGCCUUAUCUGUUUUGGGGCUUUCAGCUAAGUACAUCAGAUUUUUUUAUUUAUACGCUUCUUCUCAAGUAGCUCUGAGCGACUUAAGUACACAAGCGAGUGAGAUAAGGUUCAAAGCCAAGUCUCAAGAAUGAUUUGUUAGAAAAAUCCUUUUGAAUGGUACAACCCCAGCAUAAAACGGAAACCGAACCGAUUGCGGAUGUAUGAGUUUGAGAGCGUGGAUUAAAUACGAUAUCUCACUUACAGUGUGGAUGGACUAACUGUUCCAAAUAAUCUUUGACCAAGUGUGAGCCAAGGUUUGGUCCAGGACUUACAGCGCUGAGGCUUCCAAAGCAGUGAUACUGCUUCAUCCCCAUCCCAUAUUUCAUCCUCCAUUCCUAACAUGCUCAAAACAGAGCUGUCCCCAAAGGGACCGCAAUCCUUUGUGGCAUUGUAUUUCUUAAAAACAUUAAUGUAUGUAUGUACUGUAAUAUUAAUGUACAUUAGAGUAUUGAGUCUUUAAAAAUGUUUUGUGGUGAAGAAUGAAAUUAUUUUAUGUUGUGUGUUUAUGUGUAUUGUGUAAUGUGAUGGCUAACCUUAGAAUGACAGUGUUUGGUCAUGAGUCAUGGUGCGUUUGGGUUACUGUAAAUCAGCCUACAGCUGAGUCAGAGGCUAAUCCCACACAUAUUAUCUGCUGCACACUGAAACACACAGCAGUCAGCCACUUUUUUGCAUCUGUUAUGUUACGCAUGUAAACCGUCAAACCCAGCUCCACAGCCCCCCCGUUUACCACCCCCACCCCCCAUCCCAUCCACAAGGCCUGAUCGUUUUAUUGCUUGGUUGUUGUCACUGGGAUUUCUGCUGUUUGGUACUGACAUCCGCACGUUUGCAAGUGUGUGCGUGUGUGUGUGUUUGUGUGUGUGUGUGUGUUU